Molecule: messenger RNA, 1886 nt
Organism: Salvia miltiorrhiza (redroot sage)
Lineage: Eukaryota; Viridiplantae; Streptophyta; Magnoliopsida; Lamiales; Lamiaceae
Exons: 2
Coding region: 1015-1434 (139 amino acids)
Source: RefSeq, a predicted model, not a curated record
UAUAUGAAGCAACAUAUGAUUCUGUACAAAUAUAUGUGGCGUGAUAAGUAAGAUAUGCUAAUCGAGUUACGUUUAACUAGUUUUUUGCGUUCAAUAAUCAAUAUAACUACAUAAUAUUCGACAUCAUACCAAUAAAUAGUUUAAAGUGGUAGAAGACAAAUUGAAAAGUAGACGAAAAUAUGGUAAAUCGCAUUCCCAAUAGAUAAGUGAUAUUUGUAGCUAAACUCAUCUCAAUUUAGUGCUGCUUUUUAUAUUUAUAUAUGUAGGACUAGCUAUGCUAAAAUAAAAAAUACAAAAACUUGGGUAUAAUCGGGUUGACCCGCACUCAGACUCAGACUCUAACUUGCAUCUUGAUCAAAACUCGCAUAUUGACCCAAAAACCGUGUAAAUGAUACUAUUCGGUUACACAAAUGACACUGCCUAUAAUUGACACUAUUCGAUUAUAUAUAAAUGAUACUGUAACAUUUUAAAAUGUUAUAGUGUCAUUUUCAAUCUUAUAGUGUCAUUUAAAAUAUUAUAAUAUCAUUUACAAUCUUAUAGUGACAAUUACAGGAAGUGUCAUGUAUAUUUCUGAAUAAUGUCAAUUAUACACAAUGUCAUUAUAGUGUCAUUUAUACAUAGUGCCAUUUGUAUAACAGAAUAAAGUCAAUUACAGAUAAUGUCAUUUGUAUAACCGAAUAUUGUACUCCCUCCGUCCCAGCCCAAUAGGCUCGUUUUCCUUUUCGGGACGUCCCAGCCCAAUAGGCUUAGUCUUAAAAUAAAAAUAAUUAGGGGUCAUUAAGUAUUAUAAUAAGGGAGCUAUUUAGAGCUAAUUAAAUUUGGGCUCCUAAUUGGGCUCGUAAUUAAUCCUAAGACUGUCGCCUCUUUCAUUUCCAAUUUCCCCUUCUCUCUCUCAAGCGGCGCAACCCUAAUUCCUCUCUUUUCUUUCUAACAGUGCAACCCUGCCGAUUCUUCAACCUCCGCCGCUUACCUUCGCCGAUCAACCGCAACCCACACCCGUGUUUCCCCGCCGUGAUGAAUACUCAUAAACCCACGCUGAUUCUCAUGGAGUUCGACCGAUACUUGGUCGAUUUCGUCGAUCAAGAGUCUUUGAGCGGCGGAUACGCCUCCGAAUCCCAAUUUUCCAAUGGGGCUUGCUCUACUCUAGAUCUCAGUGACUACGUUCUAUGUCUACCUCGGGAGAGUCGAAUGAAGGCGGUUGGAGAGGCUCGAAGGAAGGUGGUUCGAAAGGGCGCUAGGGUUCCUUUCACCGAUCUGUCUGAGACCUUUGUCCCAGAGACCGAACCACCGGAGGUGGUGGUGGCUGAAGAAGAGGAAGAGGCGGUGUUUGUUGCGGAGGAUGAGGCAGCGUCUCCGCCCUACCGAUUCCAGCACAUCGUUGAUAUGUUCGUGGAUAUAUAUUUACCAUCCAUGAAACGGCCCAGAAACGAGUGACAGUGCGCCCCCCCAAGUUGAAUUUGAUGCCGGCCUCCUUCAUUUUUCAUUACUUGGGUUUGCCAUCCUUAGAGUUUUGAAGAAGGAAUCGGACUACCAUCAUCUUCAACAUCCUUCAAGUGCACCAUUUUGUGAAGCUUUUGUCUUUAGAAAGUGUGUUUAGUUAUUGUGAGUGUAUGUAGUUUUAUUUAUAGAACAUCUAUGUUUGAAUUCUGGCGCCAACUUUUAAGCUUGGCAAAUUGUAAAUUUGGGUGAAUUACUUUAAAAUUUGGCGCCUCUGAAUUUGGGCCAAUUUUAAAGAGGCAGACAAUCAUUUAAUUUAAUGCAUUUAAUUUUAAUAUAGAAUGAUUAAAUGAGCAAAGCAAUCAAAUGGGAUUAAGAAAAAAAAAUAAGGGAACACUUAAUUGCUUAAUUUUUGGUGGACCACACCAUUUACCUACCAAAAAGUAAGU